This is a messenger RNA of Babjeviella inositovora NRRL Y-12698, 1290 nucleotides long. It is a transcript of the gene GLO3, whose product is annotated as ADP-ribosylation factor GTPase-activating protein. The record is from RefSeq and is a predicted model, not a curated record. Gene Ontology annotation, biological process: COPI coating of Golgi vesicle. Gene Ontology annotation, molecular function: GTPase activator activity. Bases 1 to 1290 code for a protein of 429 amino acids. NCBI's taxonomy places the organism in Eukaryota, Fungi, Ascomycota, Pichiomycetes, Serinales. The transcript has a single exon.
AUGUCCGAGGAAAUGGCCACGCCCGAAGAAAUCAACGCUGUCUUUGACAAGUUGAAGAAGCAGGCCUCUAACAAGGUCUGCUUUGACUGUUCCAACAAAAACCCGACCUGGACGUCGGUGCCAUUUGCGGUCUUCCUCUGUAUCGAGUGCUCUGCCGUGCACCGUAACGCCGGGGUGCACAUCACGUUUGUGCGUCUGUCAAAUUUGGAUAAAUGGACGCGCUUGCAAUUGCGCGGGAUGAAGUGUGGUGGCAACGAAGCCGCUAAGAAGUACUUCAUCUCCAACGGUGGGUCGACCUUUUUGAACAAGGAUAUCGAUGCGAAGGACAAGUACACGCUGAGAGUCGCGCUCAACUACAAGGAGAAAUUGCAGCAGAGAGCAAAGCUUGACGCCGGCCAGUUCCCAGACCGCGUCGUCGUGGAGGAGGCGGAUGACGUGGUUUCUGAGGGUAGCAACGGCAGUGAAGACGACUUUUUCUCCAACUGGGAAAAGCCCAUCACUUCAGCCUCGCCGUUGACCUCGAGACCGAUCACCCCGAAGUUGGGCGAUGCAGAACUCAAGAAGCCCGUCAGGACCACGCGCCAGACGGUGUUGAAGUCUGCGAAGAAGACCAGCAUCUUAUCGUCGGGCAACGGGCCAAAGAAGACGCGUUUAGGCGCCAAGAAGAUUGUUGCAGAGGAUAUUGACUUUGACGAGGCGGAGAGAACCGCCAAGCAGGAGGCGGAGGACGCCAAAAAGUUGGGCUACAACCCAAAGGAGGUGGAGGUGGUCAAGCCGGUAGUCAAGCCAGCCAGCGCAAGAUACGAAACCGACUUCUUCGAGGACGCCGAUGAAUACUCCGAGCCUGCAGUCGUGGAGACUGCCCAGGUGUUUGCCAAGUUAGGUUUCGGCAUGACCGCCGGAGAGAACCCCUCGGAGCCGGCCAAGACCUAUGCGGCAGGACCAAAGUACACCGGGAAUGUCGCGAACAAGUACGGUACCCAGAAGGGGAUUUCGUCGGACGAGUUCUUCGGGCGCAACGCGCACGACUCUGCGCUCCAGGAGGAGGCCAGGUCCAAGUUGCAGUCGUUCAACGGCGCGCAGAGCAUCUCCUCGUCGAGCUACUUUGGCAACGAGGAACAGACGAACGAAUGGAACCUGUCUAGAGGCGGGAACGACUUGGAGGCGACCGCGAGAGAGUAUGCCUCGCGUGCUAUGGGAACUGCGAGCGAGGAUUUGGAAGUGUUGAAGAAUGCCUUAGAGGAUGGGGCGACCAAGUUGGGUGGGUAUUUGAGGGAGUAUCUCCGCUGA